Molecule: messenger RNA, 579 nt
Organism: Fusarium tjaetaba
Lineage: Eukaryota; Fungi; Ascomycota; Sordariomycetes; Hypocreales; Nectriaceae
Product: tRNA (adenine-N(1)-)-methyltransferase non-catalytic subunit
Exons: 3
Coding region: 1-579 (192 amino acids)
Biological process (GO): Arp2/3 complex-mediated actin nucleation; regulation of actin filament polymerization
Cellular component (GO): Arp2/3 protein complex; cytoskeleton
Molecular function (GO): actin filament binding
Source: RefSeq, a predicted model, not a curated record
AUGCCGGCAUACAACUCCGUUUUCAACAAUGAUCCCAACAUCCCCCGCAUAAUCGGCAACUUCCCUCUCCUCCCUCUCCGUACCAAGACCAGAGGCCCUGCCUACACCCUGCCUAACCCCUCGCCGCCUCUGCCGGCCAACGAGUCUCCCGACCCCGACAGCGAGAGCUACGAUAUCCUCGACGAGGUCCUCGCCCUCUUCCGCGCCAACACAUUCUUCCGAAACUUUGAGAUCCAAGGCCCUGCCGACCGUCUGCUCGUGUAUGGAAUCUGGUUUGUCAGCGAUUGUCUGACAAAGAUCCGACCUCAGGCUUCUCUGCGUGAUGCCCAGAAGGAUGUUUUGAACUUGGCGCUUGACCUUAACUUUGCUAUUCCUGGAGACCCUGCGUGGCCCCUCAACCAGAUGUACGAGCCCCCCAGGGACAGACAAGAAGCGGAGCAGCUCAAGCAAUAUAUGUCGCAGGUUCGACAGGAGCUUGCUUCUCGAUUACUCGCUAGAGUGUAUGAUGAGGACGAGACUAAGCCUAGCAAGUGGUGGUUGAGCUUUACCAAGAGAAAGUUUAUGGGCAAGUCUCUGUAG